Molecule: messenger RNA, 1848 nt
Organism: Punica granatum (pomegranate)
Lineage: Eukaryota; Viridiplantae; Streptophyta; Magnoliopsida; Myrtales; Lythraceae
Source: RefSeq, a predicted model, not a curated record
CCAAAAGGGAGAACACCGAAACGGACUGCCCGAAGGGUCGCCUAUCUCAUCUUCUUCUCUUUCCUUCCCUUCCCCUCUCUCAUUUCUCUCUCUAACGAUCGCCAUUGACACAGGCUCGAGCGCACCUCCUAUAAAAGCUCAACAGUUGAGUCUCUUUCACCCUUCUCUCGCUGUUCAUCUCGUCCACUUGGGGCACUCCUCCCUUCUCUGCAUAAUCACUCACAACAACAACCCUGCUUCGCAUGCUGAUGCAAUAAUACGUGUUCCUUGUUUCUGGGUCUAAUCGGAUUCAUCACUCUUACAUCCGCACCGAGCAAAGAUCGUCUCUCACACUGCUCUCUUGCAGAGGAGGAAUCCGAUUUCCUUGUGCCCAUUUCGGGAAGGGUUUGCUCAGUCCCUCUCUCCAUGGCGGUUGCUGAGAGCGCUGGAGUGAAGAUCGGCCCCCAGCCCCAGAACUCGGCCGCAUCCGUGCAGUCCCAGGACCUCAACGGGCCCGUCGGUGACUCCCCCAACGGCUCCCAGUCUCCGACCGGCGAUCGCCCGCGGGACAUCAGCCCCAAGCCCUCAGUCAAGGCUGAUCGCCCGGUGGCGGGGACUCUGGUCGGGUACCGGAACGGGUCCAAGGGGCUGAGUGACAUGAGGGAACUGGUGGAUAUUCUGUCAAAACUGAAUCCCAUGGCCGAGGAAUUCGUGCCGCCAUCGGUUGCUCAUAACCAUGUCGGGUUUAAUCUAGUGAAUGGUGGAUUUGGGUAUCCCAGCAAUUUUGUACUGCAGCCUGAUGCCCCCAUUGCUAAUGGAUACAACGGCAGAAGGAAGAAGAAUGGGUAUAAUCAGAGCAAGAGGAGGGUGAAUAGUAGGACUAGCAUGGCUCAGCGUGAAGAGGUCAUCAGGAGGACUGUCUAUGUAUCUGAUAUUGAUCAACCGGUUACUGAGGAGCAACUCGCAGCUCUCUUCAAUAGUUGUGGACAGGUUGUUGAUUGUCGUGUUUGUGGUGAUCCCAACUCCUGUCUCCGCUUUGCUUUCAUUGAGUUCACUGAUGAAGAGGGUGCAAGGGUCGCUCUGAAUCUCUCAGGAACUGUGCUGGGAUUCUACCCGAUUAGAGUUCUACCUUCCAAGACUGCAAUUGCCCCUGUUAACCCAACCUUUUUGCCAAGGUCAGAUGAUGAACGGGAGAUGUGCUCAAGAACAGUUUACUGUACCAACAUUGACAAGAAGGUUACUCAAGCAGAGGUAAAGCUGUUCUUUGAAACACUUUGUGGUGAGGUCCAUCGCUUGAGGCUUCUUGGUGACUAUCAACAUUCAACUCGGAUUGCUUUUGUUGAGUUCAUUAUGGCUGAUAGUGCAAUUGCUGCUCUUAACUGCAGUGGUGUUGUUCUGGGAUCUCUGCCCAUAAGGGUAAGCCCUUCGAAGACUCCAGUUAGGCCCCGCCUUCCCCGGUCUCCUGGGAACUAAAUUAUGUUUCACGCUCUAUCCCCCCUUGCGUGCACUUGGAUGCAAUUCUCACCAGCAAAAGGCAUCUUAAACCACAGACAUGCAUUAGUUCAUAGACUUGAACUGCUCGUGGCAUGGUGUGUUCGUAUCUGAUUUUGUCCGUACAAAGAGUAUGUUUCAAACAGCCGGAUGAGUCAUAUAUCUCUGUUUGCUGAGUUUAUAGGGAGAGUUGGACAGGAUCGUUCGAGGGUAUGAAUGACAUUUCUAAUUUAUGUUUCGAGUCGAACAUGGUGAGUAUGCUAGGGCUUAAUAGUACAGUUCUCAUGAUUCUGAUGAUGGUUGGAGUUCUUUCUUGAACACCUUUUCGGAUCCCUUGAUCUUGUUAUUGCAAUGCAUAUAAUUCUCAUUCGCGCUCGA